Messenger RNA from Entamoeba invadens IP1, 2169 nucleotides. RefSeq lists its product as hypothetical. Gene Ontology annotation, cellular component: Sec62/Sec63 complex. Bases 1 to 2169 code for a protein of 722 amino acids. Gene Ontology annotation, molecular function: transmembrane protein transporter activity; RNA binding. NCBI's taxonomy places the organism in Eukaryota, Evosea, Mastigamoebida, Endamoebidae. The transcript has a single exon. Gene Ontology annotation, biological process: SRP-dependent cotranslational protein targeting to membrane; post-translational protein targeting to endoplasmic reticulum membrane. The record is from RefSeq and is a predicted model, not a curated record.
AUGAGUGAAGAGAAGCCGAUUUUCGACGAUCAAAUGUUUCAAGUAUUUCUGACUGGCUUGUCUGGGACCAUAGUAGUUCUUUGGGUCUUAUAUUUACUUCGCCAACGUAUAAAAGUUCUUCCGAGUUUCCCUUGCACCUGUUCUCGUUGUCUUGAGAAGAAAGCAAAGCUUACUCGUCGACGUAACCGACUGACUGGCUCUCUUUGUCUUCAGCUUUUCUUCAUUUUCUUACUCACAUUAUUGUUCCUCCGUGGAGCUUAUAAGACCGUCACAACUCCUGUUGGUACUCCGACUGUUCUCUAUGACCCGUAUACUAUUCUUGAAGUGUCGCAGACUUCUUCCGACAAAGACAUUCGCAGUUCUUAUCGAAAAUUGUCUCUCAAAUACCACCCCGACAAAAACAAGUCUCCCGAAGCUGAAGAAAAAUUCAUUCAAAUCACCAAAGCGUAUGAGACUCUCACCGACCCUCUCAAAUUAAAACUUUGGCGCGAAACGGGAAACGAAGAGGAGAAACGCAUCGAGAAAAAUGGGAUCGGUCUCCCCAUGUUCUUGACACUUCAGAAAAACAGAACCGUCGUAUUAGGCUUCUACUUCUUCAUCGUCGUCAUCCUUUUCCCUAUCGGCGUCUGGUUACUCCUCCGCAAGUUCCACAAUUACGACAACAACAAUUUGACUCUCGAGACCAAUGCCAUCUUUAUGCAACUCAUCGACACUAAUCUCACCUUCCCAACACUCAUCGAAGUCCUCACACUCUCUAAUGAAAUCACAGAGAUCGUUACAAUCAAACCAGAUGACCAGAAAUACCUCCCCGCUAUUCAAAAAAGAGUCAACUCACUCUUCAUAAAAACUCCAAAGUACAACUCUCCUCAAGCAGUUAAAGCCCAAAUCCUUCUCGCCGCUCAUUUAACUCGUUUACACAACGAACUCCCUUACUACUUACGUGACGACUUGGAUGAGAUCCUUCAAGUCGUACCAAACAUCUUACAUGGAAUGGUCUCCGUCAUGUUCUCCAAACGAAAUUUGAAUGGCGUCUGGCAGUGCAUUCGUUUGAAUCAAAUGGUGACCCAAGCCACCGACAUCGAAUUCAACCAAAUCCCCGAGGACGUCGACUCAAAGCUCUUUGGCAAGAAUAUGACCUUUGAGAAGUUCUGCCGUCUCACUCCAGAAGACCGCAAACGUCUGAUUGAAGACCGUGUCGUUGACGGCAUCGACAAAUCUAAAGAUGUGAAGUUGAUCCAACCACUCAAAGAGAAGAGUGAAGUCAAGAAGAUGAAGCUUGAGACGGUCAAAGAGAAGAUUAAACAAUCAAUCAACGAGAAGGACAAGAAGAUGGGGAAGAAGCCGCGCUUCGAGGCUGUUGAGGAACAUUGUUCUAUUCAAUCCAAAGAGAUCAAAGAGAAGAGUGAUCUUGCUCUUCAAGACCAGUCACACAAGACCGACACCAAUGCCUUCAAACCUUUAACCGUCGAAGCAAAGACUCGACAGAAGGUCAUUCUCAAUUACUUCAAUUACUUCCCAACUACUAUCGAUUUCGUCGUUCGUGCUAUGAGUGCCACUAUGACAAGAACAGUCAUCGCCGGAAUACCUUUAGUCAUCGUCAUCAACGCGUACAGGUACCCCCGUGGCCAAGACGGCGAAGUCCUUCCAAAGCUUCGCGGGAAGCUUCAGAAGAUCUUAGACGCCGAGAAAGAGGAUCUCCCCGUCGAGCCGCAGAGUGCUGAAGAGCUCUUAAAACGACCAACAGAAGAGCAAGAAGACGACGUCGAUCCGGUCAUCCCUGACGUUGAAAUUGUUCACGCCCCUCCUCAAGAUGUUUACGUCCAUUGCCCGUAUUGUCCCAAUGAACGACUUGAAAGGUGGUGGUUUAUCCUGACCGACAUGCGGAACAGUGUUGUUCUGAAUGCGGCACAUGGGUAUAUCCCCGUCUCGGAGUUGCCCUUUAUUACUCGCGUGUUUGCACCGACUCCGAAGCAAGCGGGGAACUACGCCGUGAGUUUACAUAUAGUGUGUGAUUCGUAUAUGGGGUGUAGUCGAGUCUUCCCAUUGAACUUCACUGUAGUAGAGAGGAAGAAAAGUGCAGAGGAAGACUUAGUGAAUGGAGAAGAGGAAGAAGAAGAGAUGGAAAGUGACGACGUUGAAAGUAGUGAAGACGCGAAGAAGGAUAAAUAA